GAUUUUGCAACUAUCCCUCGUUGUGUCUUACUAUACUUGACGGUCUGGUGUAAACAAAUUGGAUAAAUGUCUCAAUAAAUUGUUUUAAUUCUUUUCAUCAGUCAACUUUUUUAAAUUGUUUUACACCAAUAGAUCAAUAAUUGGUCCUGGUUGCUAAUAAUUUAACUGGUUUCAUUUAAUUUACUCAUUUGUCAAACACACUUUUCCCUUUGUUAUUCCUUGGUUCAUCCAUAUUUCCCUCUCUUUCUCCUUUCUCUUUCUCCUUGUUUUUUUUUGGAAUACUUUGUUUCUCAUUUUCGAUUAAUGAGUGUCUCAUUUGUCAUAUUGAGUUAAGUUGGUUUUUAUAUCGUCGAGUUUGGCUAGUUACGCUUCGAAAGUGUUCUUACUGUUCAACUGUAAACGUUAAUUAUCAGCUUUGUGUAUUUAAUUCGAAAUCAAUUAUGGAAGCUGGUGACCAAAUUCUUGGUGAGGGCUCACAAAUGGCUGACUUGACGCCAGAUUCACUAGAUGCCAUGGAUGAUGGAGACUUGAGAAAAGCUUGUCAAAUGGUUUUAAAAAGAGACAUAGGUCCUAUCACAGAUUCUACUAGAGAUUUGUACAAAUUAGCUGUCAAAAGAGCUUUAAUUGGCCAUCCGAUUGUGUUUGAUAAGGAUAAUAAUGAGAGUAAUACCGAGGUACCAUCAGAUAGUGAUCAUGAAGAAAUCAAAUCUAAAGAAAUUACCCAAGAAUCAUUGCCAUCUCUCUCGCCUCCUACUCCACCAAGAAUCUCUCGGAAUUCACCUAUUGUAACUAAACAACCUUUCGAUCCAAGUCCAUUCACUUCCAUAAAGAGAUCAUUCCCUGCAACAGCACCUUCUCCGUUCUCACCAAGACCCAAGAGAAUUGAGCAAAGGUCCAACUUUCUUCGUAAUGCCUUCAUUGUCGGUAUUGGGGCAGUUUUACUUGCUCUCGUAUUAGCUUUUCUGUUAAGCGACUGAGUUAUUGCCGAAUCAACAUGGUUCAUAGACACUAUUCAAAACUUAACGUUGUCAAAUACUUGAGCUUCAAGACAAAAAGGAAAAGCAAAUGCUGACUCUAAAAUCAAUAAAUCUUAGCUCUUAAACUCGAUCAUAUGAACUAACAUAAAUAACUUUAAAUUUGCAAACAAGUCAAGUAAAAACAUUAUUUUAAUGAA
This is a messenger RNA of Tetranychus urticae (two-spotted spider mite), 1174 nucleotides long. RefSeq lists its product as uncharacterized. NCBI's taxonomy places the organism in Eukaryota, Metazoa, Arthropoda, Arachnida, Trombidiformes, Tetranychidae. The record is from RefSeq and is a predicted model, not a curated record.